CUUUCAACUGUAACAUUCCUUAAUCAAUGUCGCGCACCGUCUUGAGUGCCUUUGGGCGAUUAGUGGCAAAGCUGCCUGCCAGUGUACGUCCAUUAUCUCUUUCUGCUUCCCAGAUGAGAGCUCACCAGACCAUCACUGCACAGUUUGGAAGCAGUACUCUAUCCAACAUCUUUUCAGACUGGUCGCAGGAACCGCAUGCCCAGACAUUAGUCCCAUUUGUUGUCGAACAAUCGGCUCGUGGAGAGAGAUCGUACGACAUUUACUCCCGUUUACUCAAAGACCGGAUCAUCUGUCUCAAUGGACCUGUACAUGAUCAUUCAGCAGCCUUGAUCGUAGCACAGUUACUGUUCCUGGAAUCAGAGAACCCAGAAAAGCCUAUCAGCCUAUAUAUUAACAGUCCUGGAGGAAGUGUAACUGCAGGAAUGGCGAUUUACGACACAAUGCAGUACAUUCAAUCGCCCGUGUCAACAUUCUGUAAUGGCCAAGCUUGCUCUAUGGGCUCGUUGCUGCUGGCGGCUGGCGAGCCUGGGAAAAGAUAUGCCUUACCUAAUGCCAGUAUCAUGAUGCACCAACCUAGCGGAGGCGCCAGCGGUCAGGCUAGUGACAUUGCGAUCCAUGCCAGAGAGAUUCUGAGGGUACGGGAGAGACUGAAUAAGAUCUAUCAAAAGCACUGCAAUGUCAAAGAUCUUGAAGUCAUUGAACGGGCAGUUGAAAGAGACCACUUUAUGGAUGCUGAGGAGGCCCUCAAGUUCGGAUUAAUUGACAAAAUUCUAGAGAAGCGCCCCAGUUCAGUUGGGCUGGGCGCAAGCAGCUAAUCCUAACAAACAUCAUGCAUUGUUUUAGUUUUUUAUGACAGCUGUCAAAUAUAAACAUGAAUAAUAAAACUUUAUUCUAACC
Messenger RNA from Lobosporangium transversale, 897 nucleotides. RefSeq names its product Clp protease-domain-containing protein. The record is from RefSeq and is a predicted model, not a curated record. Lineage: Eukaryota; Fungi; Mortierellomycota; Mortierellomycetes; Mortierellales; Mortierellaceae. The coding region runs from base 27 to 815 and encodes 262 amino acids. The transcript is spliced from 6 exons. Gene Ontology annotation, molecular function: ATPase binding; ATP-dependent peptidase activity; serine-type endopeptidase activity. Gene Ontology annotation, biological process: protein quality control for misfolded or incompletely synthesized proteins. Gene Ontology annotation, cellular component: endopeptidase Clp complex.